AUGGAUGCACCAACGCCGUCCGACGCCGUUGUGGCAGCUUCGACACCUACUGUGGUUGUGCACCACUUGGAAGACUCUCGGUCUCAACGAGUAUUAUGGCUAUUAGAAGAGUUGAAUGUACCAUAUGAGGUAAAGAAGUAUAAAAGGACGCCUCAGAGGCUCGCCCCCAAGGAACUUCUUGAUGUGCACCCCCUUGGAAAGUCUCCCGUCAUUACCGAUGGUGCAGUGACACUGGCAGAGAGCGGUGCUAUCGUAGAAUAUCUCAUCAAGAAAUAUGGGGCUGGAAAGGUAGACGUGAGCGAAUCGGGGUGGAUAGACGACCUGUAUUUUACCCACUAUUCCGAGGGAUCUGUGCAACCUCUGCUUGUCCGCCGACUAGUGUUUAGGCUGCUUCCCCAGCGUGUUCCAGCGCUCAUUCGGCCUAUUGUCAAAAACGUACUUACCAAAGCCGACAGUUUGAUGAAUGGUCCAGACCUUAGAAAGCAUGGAGAUCUGAUUGAGAAACACCUAGAGAAGAAUAAAGUGUGGUUUGCUGGUGGCGACAAUCCAACUGCUUCGGAUUACAUGAUGGGAUUUACCCUUGAGAUACUCGUAAAUCGUGCUCCGGAGGUUGCUGGCCCCAAGACUAUUGAAUACGUUCGCCGGAUGCAGGCAAGGCCUGCGUAUAAAAGGGCCCUCGAAAAAGGGGGUGAAUACGCUUAUAUCCUGCCAUAG
Messenger RNA from Psilocybe cubensis, 714 nucleotides. RefSeq lists its product as uncharacterized. Bases 1 to 714 code for a protein of 237 amino acids. Lineage: Eukaryota; Fungi; Basidiomycota; Agaricomycetes; Agaricales; Agrocybaceae. The transcript is spliced from 7 exons. The record is from RefSeq and is a predicted model, not a curated record.